AUGGCUAGAAUCGCAACGAACCCAGCACUUGACAUUCAACCCGACUUUGCCUCCCCUACCUUCGAACUCCUCAGAAAUCGAAUCAUCGGCGGCACGCAAACGACGCACCAAGAAGUAGCUGCUGAUCUGAUCGCAGCGUGGCAGCAAGACCGAAACCUCAGGAGCAUCGCCUGGGUCGAGCAAGAGACUGAAGAUGCGCGCUUAGCAGCUGAAGCCGCACAGGCAGAGCACGAGCAUCUGGAGCAAGAACGCCUACGCAUAGAACAAGAGACUGAAGCAGAGCUACGCGAGGUCGAAAAGAAGAAACCCAAAAUCAACGACUUCAAGAGCGGAAUGGCCGUAGGUGACACCCUUACCCCGCGCCCAUCUCAGUAUGCGAUCCACAAGCUCAAAACCUUUGAGUACGUCGAAUUGUGGUAUUUCAGCCCAGACGGUUGCAAGGAAACCUCAGACGAAGCGAAGUCAACUGCGGACGACACAUUCGGCUUCGCCAAAGUCGACGAUUUCGUCGCUCUCAAACCAGUGGCCUCCUUCAAAGCAUCACGCAAGGCCAUCCAGGAUCACAGCCUCGAAUGGCGUCAGUUUGACCUGGCCAAGAACAACUUCCUCCUCUACAUCAACAAACUGAAUUGGCCGGAGAAACAUCAGCGUGCUCUGACCAUGUUCUUCAUGAACAUUGUGGCGCACCCAUCUCGUUCCGAACCCUUUGGCGAACGAGCCCUACUCCUAUACACAGCUCGUGUACGACGAGACUGGCACGAUCUUCUCGUUCUAGACAACGCGUUUGACAUCAGUGUAUUCAAUCUGCUGUUACUGAAGAACAUGACUGAGGAAAUUUGGAAUAAAACACGGUUCGAGAGCCUCACUGAGCGGCUGUCAAUACUGACUCGUCCUUACAAAAUCUCGUCUUAUACUUAA
Suillus bovinus is the source of this 918-nucleotide messenger RNA. RefSeq lists its product as uncharacterized. The transcript has 3 exons. The coding region runs from base 1 to 918 and encodes 305 amino acids. NCBI's taxonomy places the organism in Eukaryota, Fungi, Basidiomycota, Agaricomycetes, Boletales, Suillaceae. The record is from RefSeq and is a predicted model, not a curated record.